Messenger RNA from Striga hermonthica, 419 nucleotides. The record is from the annotation of a GenBank genome assembly. NCBI's taxonomy places the organism in Eukaryota, Viridiplantae, Streptophyta, Magnoliopsida, Lamiales, Orobanchaceae.
UAUAAGAGUAUUUGUGAUUGUCCCGAAAAUGAGGAUUCUCGCCUUUAUUUAUAAAAGCGAGUUACCUGAGCUGCACGCGCGAGCAAGGCGAGUUCGGCCAACUGUCUUCUGCUCGUCCGUACAGCCGCGCGCCUCCACUAUCUUUGGUGUCAGGAGAUGCGUCCUCUUUGUCAGAGAAUGUCAGAGUCCGUUGCAGCUAUGUAGCCACUCACAGUGCGCCACGCGUCCUUCCUUUCACGUGCUGGAGAUUCCCUUGUGUACUCUGAUAUUCGACCAAUCUUCUGCGACCACGCCCUAUCCGACCACUCAUGGUGGUUCGUAUCUGUCGACCACGUUCGAUCUUUGCUGUCUGCUCUCUGCUCCUUUAUUGCUAGCGCCUGGUCUUUCUCGACCAGGUCACUCGACCUUUCCUUACUCAG